Molecule: messenger RNA, 1164 nt
Organism: Salvelinus fontinalis (brook trout)
Lineage: Eukaryota; Metazoa; Chordata; Actinopteri; Salmoniformes; Salmonidae
Product: axoneme-associated protein mst101(1)-like
Exons: 3
Coding region: 1-1164 (387 amino acids)
Source: RefSeq, a predicted model, not a curated record
AUGCAGACCAAGUGUAUCAUCGACAUUUUCGUCUGCAGUCGACCGGAUGAAAAGUGUGCCCAGUCAGUCUCCACCAGGUGUGCCCAGUCAGUCUCCAGCAGGUGUGCCCAGUCAGUCUACACCAGGUGUGUCCAGUCAGUCUCCAGCAGGUGUGCCCAGUCAGUCUCCACCAGGUGUGCCCAGUCAGUCUCCAGCAGGUGUGCCCAGUCAGUCUACACCAGGUGUGCCCAGUCAGUCUACACCAGGUGUGCCCAGUCAGUCUCCAGCAGGUGUGCCCAGUCAGUCUCCAGCAGGUGUGCCCAGUCAGUCUACACCAGGUGUGCCCAGUCAGUCUCCAGCAGGUGUGCCCAGUCAGUCUACACCAGGUGUGCCCAAUCAGUCUCCACCAGGUGUGCCCAGUCAGUCUCCAGUAGGUGUGCCCAGUCAGUCUCCACCAGGUGUGCCCAAUCAGUCUCCACCAGGUGUGCCCAGUCAGUCUACACCAGGUGUGCCCAAUCAGUCUCCAGCAGGUGUGCCCAAUCAGUCUCCACCAGGUGUGCCCAGUCAGUCUCCACCAGGUGUGCCCAGUCAGUCUCCAGUAGGUGUGCCCAGUCAGUCUCCACCAGGUGUGCCCAAUCAGUCUCCACCAGGUGUGCCCAGUCAGUCUCCACCAGGUGUGCCCAAUCAGUCUCCACCAAGUGUGCCCAGUCAGUCUCCAGUAGGUGUGCCCAGUCAGUCUCCACCAGGUGUGCCCAGUCAGUCUCCACCAGGUGUGCCCAGUCAGUCUCCAGCAGGUGUGCCCAGUCAGUCUCCAGCAGGUGUGCCCAGUCAGUCUACACCAGGUGUGCCCAGUCAGUCUCCACCAGGUGUGCCCAGUCAGUCUCCAGCAGGUGUGCCCAGUCAGUCUACACCAGGUGUGCCCAGUCAGUCUCCACCAGGUGUGCCCAAUCAGUCUCCACCAGGUGUGCCCAGUCAGUCUCCAGUAGGUGUGCCCAGUCAGUCUCCAGCAGGUGUGCCCAGUCAGUCUCCAGUAGGUGUGCCCAGUCAGUCUCCAGCAGGUGUGCCCAGUCAGUCUCCAGCAGGUGUGCCCAGUCAGUCUACACCAGGUGUGCCGAGUCAGUCUACACCAGCAGCAGCUCCCAGAACUCCUGCUUCAUCUCAGUGGCUGCCCUGGAUUUCAGCUGA